Hydatigera taeniaeformis is the source of this 1857-nucleotide messenger RNA. The record is from the annotation of a GenBank genome assembly. Lineage: Eukaryota; Metazoa; Platyhelminthes; Cestoda; Cyclophyllidea; Taeniidae.
AUGCGCUCCCAUGACUUGGGACAUUCUCCUAGCUUAACCUCUACUAUUCACUUGACAGUAAAUAAGACCAAAUCAGUUGAGAAGGCGCUCAUUCGUAUGCUGAUUGAGCGAUAUCGUCGAUAUGGAGUGAUUGGGCGGCCUGUGAGCGACAGCAAGACAAUCCUCAAGGUGAACUAUGGGCUGCAGCUCAUUCAGAUCCUUGACUUGGACGAGAACAAGCAAAUUCUGCAUACAAACUGCUGGUCUAUGUAUAAAUGGCACGAUGCACUCCUUCAAUGGGAUCCCGCUGAACAUGGAAAUGUCACGGAAGUUCGAAUCUUCCCCUCUCAAGUCUGGACUCCGGAUAUUCAGCUCUUUAAUUUUGCUGACGAACGCAUUCGGGAGCAUCGAAUAGCUCGAGUCGUCGUUCACAGUGAUGGUAGCAUACUCUGGAUUCCACAGGCUCUCUUCAAAAGCACCUGCCAAGUUGAAAUCACCUAUUUUCCUUUCGAUACCCAGAUAUGCACACUGGAGUUUGGUUCGUGGACAUACGAUCGGACGCAGUUGGAGUUGGAUUGGUGGAUCUCUUCCAGUUCACCCAUCCCGAUGGCUUACGUGGACUUUGUGGACUAUGUGCCCAGCAAUGAGUGGAGGACCGACGGUGAGGCAGAGAAGGAUAUUGUGCACACCAACCGCACCAAACAGAUAAAGGCCUAUAAGAGAUAUCAGGAGAGAAACCAAACAGACGGGGAUGUAGUCACCACGAGGCAGUACACCGUCCUCUGUUACCGCGUGCGCCUACACCGCAACCCCAGCUUCUACAUUUUCAUUCUUGUUGUGCCCUGCAUCCUCCUCUCCUCUCUCACAAUCGUCGUCUUUUGGCUUCCGCCUGAAUCUCCGGCUAAAAUGAUGCUAGGAAUGAACAUCUUCGUCACAUUUUUCCUCCUCCUCCUUGUGUUGGCCGGUCAGACGCCGAAUGCUGUCAAGGAGUUCCCUCUGAUAGGUGUCAAGGCUGCUUAUUUGGUGGAGCGUUUAUUCGGCAAAACAGGUGCCUACUUCUGUCUCAACAUGAUUAUGAUUACAUUAUCGACGUUUCUCGCUACACUUGUCAUUCACUUUCACUACCGAGGUGCUCGCAAUGGACCGCUUCCAGCUAUUCUUCAUCGCAUAAUAAUCGAGGGGAUGGGUCGCCUCAUGAUGGUUCGACAGAGCAUUCCGCUGCCGGAGGAGAAAAAGACGCUAAGUCACGUGGUGACACGAACAGGAGCUGGAGGUUUGGGCAGACGCGGCUCUCGGCGUCGGAAAGUACGCGUGCCGGAGCUACCCUCUAAUAAGUUCCUUGAGGACGAUGACGACGAUGAAGACCACAUGAAUAACACAAACACCACAACUAACAACGAGUCGCCACGACGUCUGCCUUUCGGACCGACAACAAACUGCAUAGACGGAGGUGGUAGUUGGAAGCAUCAACUGUGCGGUGGGAGCAACCGAGCUACCUGCCCAGGCUGUAUGGGGCUGGGCGAUUCAGUGGGAGAUCUCUCACGGCGCAGCGGAGGCACUUCUGGCCAGCUAGACUGGCACGCCUCGACCGCAGAGCCACUGCGGGGGGUACCGGCGGUAAACCUGGACUCCGAAGACUCGCCAAUUAUGCUGAGCUCGAGCACCAGUUUAGAGCGUGACGUGCGCGAGUUGAAACGCUACGUUCGAAUGUUUGUAAAUCGACAGAAGGAGGGUGCACGCAAGAACGCCAUUGCAAUGGAAUGGCGCACUAUGGCCUUAGUGCUUGAUCGCCUCUUCUUCUUCAUGUAUAUCGCUACCAUCGGUAUCACUGUGGUUACCGCUCUGCCUCGCUCUAAACGUCCAGAGGGCUCCAACUAA